AUGCCUCCUCCCUCAGCUCUGAUGAUCCCCGCUGUGAAGAAGCAUACUGCAACUGUCAUUAUGGCUCAUGGUCUUGGUGACAGUGGAGCAGGAUGGGUCUCACUGGCAGAGAACUGGCGUAGGAGAUCAAAGUUUGACGAGGUCAAAUUCAUAUUCCCCAAUGCCCCUACAAUUCCUAUCACUGUGAAUAUGGGAAUGCGAAUGCCUGGCUGGUAUGAUAUUGUAAGAACUCGACCUGCUGCUCUCGAUUUUGCAGAUCUUCAAGCUGGUCAAGACGAAGUCGGUAUCCUCAGAUCUCGAGACUAUUUCCAAAGUCUGAUCAAGACCGAAAUCGACGCUGGUAUUCCUUCCGAUCGUAUCGUUAUUGGUGGAUUCUCCCAAGGCGGAGCUAUGUCAAUCUUCUCUGGAAUCACAUCACAAACGAAACUUGGUGGUAUCUUUGGAUUAAGUUGUUAUCUGUUAUUGCAUAGCAAGUUCAAGGAGCUCGUGCCUGCGGAUGGCCCAAACAGGGAGACUCCCAUAUUCAUGGGACAUGGAGACAGUGAUCCUCUGGUUAGGCCGCAAUUUGGACAAAUGACUGCUCACUUUCUCAAGCAGGAGGGCUUCAAGGUGGAUUUGAAGAUGUACAGAGGAUUGGAGCACUCCGCGACACCCGAGGAAAUCGACGAUGUUGAGAGGUAUCUGAACGAGAGA
Molecule: messenger RNA, 693 nt
Organism: Mollisia scopiformis
Lineage: Eukaryota; Fungi; Ascomycota; Leotiomycetes; Helotiales; Mollisiaceae
Product: putative acyl-protein thioesterase 1
Exons: 4
Biological process (GO): protein depalmitoylation
Cellular component (GO): cytoplasm
Molecular function (GO): carboxylic ester hydrolase activity; palmitoyl-(protein) hydrolase activity
Source: RefSeq, a predicted model, not a curated record